UUUAUAUAACGCAGAGCUGCUUGCGUAUCUGUCUGACGACCGCUCAUCACUUGUAUUGGAGGCGCAACUUCUUCUUGGCUCACUUUGCAAUUUACUCGACCAAGCUCAUAUAGCUGCCACUCACAAGCAUCCAACAGAAAUAACCAUGCUGGCUCGUUCUUCUCUCCGACUACCUAAGGCCGCCCGCUGCAUCAGCUCGUCUACGCCAGCUCGUGUACUACAGCAGACACCCGCCACCUCGUCGUCAGGCAAGACGAACAUUCCACAGGUCUCGCAGGGUGAGAAGGCUUGGUGCGAUAUCUACGGUGUGGACUACGAGAAGCAGAUCGCCGAGGCCCUGCAGGAAUCCCCCGCUGCCGCCGAGGGCGCCGCUAAGAAGGUCAACUACCCCACAGCUGGCGUUCACUCCUCUGCUAAGCCUCAGAGCAAAACCGACAUCUGGAACGUCGUGUUCGGCGAGAAGAAGUGAAGCGAUCGUCUGACUUACAGAGAAGAAUGGGAGGAACCCUCCCGCCGUAUUUCUAUAUUAUCGACCCCUAAGCUAUCGUAGCAGUAGUAAACCAGCUCCGUAUCAAUACAUCCAUGCUGAUUGUCCCUAUCACUCCUCUUCAUCCGCUUCUUCGAGUGUGAAAUCGUACGGCUUCCAUUGGCUCUUGAACGUCU
Molecule: messenger RNA, 663 nt
Organism: Phytophthora nicotianae INRA-310
Lineage: Eukaryota; Oomycota; Peronosporomycetes; Peronosporales; Peronosporaceae
Exons: 1
Coding region: 146-469 (107 amino acids)
Source: RefSeq, a predicted model, not a curated record